GACGAAUUGGGACACGGCAAAGUAAUGAUGGAUCGGGCCAAGCCGGUCAAUAUCUUUGACGGCAUGUGGACCUGCACUCUGGUGCGUGGAAAGAACACUGCAGCCCGCGAAUUAGAGGCGUUGACGACGGACGCAGACGAAGGAGCGGCUAGCAGUACAACAGAUGGAUCGGCGAGUGGGAAAAAGAAAAGUGCUAAUGGUGCUGCUGGGGGUGAUCAUCAAAAUGCGAAUGCUUCUGUUAGUCUUAAGGGAACAACACCAGGAGCUGGAGCUCCUGCUGCGGAAAAGGAUAGGACAGAGGCUAAAAGUGGUGAUAACAAGGAUACAACUGCGAGAACCUCAUCAAAAGAAGGUAAUAAGUCUUCAAAGGAUGCUGGCAAGCCUCCCGUCGCCGCUUAUAAGCAAAAACGCACUGCCAUCUUAGCUCAACAGCAAUCCUCUACUAAGGGUGACUUGGCUGCAGACAUCCUGGACCCUGAAGAGGAUCCUGAGAAUGUCCGUGAAGUUAUAACGGUUGCUCGUGGUUGCUUUCCUAUGAGCCAAAUUCGUCAUCUACGUCCCGAUGGUCAGUGGUGUGAGUGGCUCCUACGGGCUCCAGGAACCGGACGCGAGAAACCAGACCCGAUGCCUAAGGAGUUCUACUUGGAGGCUCCAGAUUGGACCAAAUUCACUUUGUGCGAAGAAGAAUCUGACUCUUUGACCAAGCUGAAAAAAGCUCAAUCCGAUCCAACGUGUAAGAAAAUCGUGUGGAAGAAUCAAGCGCAGUUCAGACCGCCAGUCGAUUCGCAGUAUUUGCGGCAUUCCAUGUUCACAGAUCUGGAGAAGAUCAUUUGGCGUCGCGUGGAUGUGAUUCAAGAGUUAGACGGCAGAUGGCAGUUUGAGCUUGGGACUAUGCAGGAAGUUUCAGAAAGCGGAAACCGAGUGCUGGAAUUUGUAGCAGACGAUCCUGAGGAAGCCUUGUGUGUCGCUAGCGAAACCGAGUCCGAGCCUGAGUUCUCCUUUCAGGUCAGCGCAAAACCGAAGAUACGUGCAUUGGGAGCUGUGAUUUCGGCAGGAAAGAACGCGGAAAAGAAAAGGUCGAAACAACGUUCUUCUUCGAAGUCGGGUUCAUCUGCUCAUGGGGGCCAAGGUCAACGAGAAGAGACAGCAGCAUUGCCCUCAGAUCCUUCUUUUGAGACGAACAAAUACCGUCGGAAACUGAUACAAACUACAACGGAAACUGUCUUGACGGUCAAAUCUGCUGUUGUCAUGGUCAACAACCAGCCUGCUAGUGUGCUCGAAAGAGACGCGAAGAACGAUGGCUGUCCUCGGUUCCCGCAGACGUUGGAAGAGCGUGGCAACUUUUUCAUUCUCGAGUCUCCCGAUUACAAUCUAGUCAAAGCCGGUGGGUACGGCCUAAAAAGCUUGCAGGAGUUGCGGUUUCGUGUCCAAUUUCCGCGUACAGAAGAGGAACGCCGGAUUCGGAUGCGUUGGGUGAGGGAGCCGGAACCCGAUGCCAAGGUGCGCCGACUGCUUAAGGGACUAGUUGGCAAGUGGGUCUUGGAAGUGUAUGCAGAGCACGAGUCGGACAGCCCAGAGAGCUAUAUGAACGUCACAGUGGAGGCGGAUGGCACGUUUCGAGUAGAAGGGGAGAUCUAUCGCUACAGACUGAAGGGCCCGAACAAACAGCAUAGUACUCUGCAUUUCGAUUUGCCGCAAAGACCUAUGGUUCGUACCAAGGAGGAAGAGACGCCUUCUCUAGAUAGCGAGAGCACUGCCUUGGAUAAGUCCAAUGACGGAGCAGGAGAAAACUCGCCUGUAACAAGUCCAAGCAAUGGUGCCAAUGCCAAUGAUAUUACAACUAAGCAAACAGCUGCAUUGAUGAAAGGUGGCACUGGUUCUUCGCCCCGUGCUUCUCCGCGUCGCUCUGGAAGUGGGAUGAUGGGAAACACGACUCGCAAGCGCGUCGCCAAGGAGCUUGCAGCCAGACAACAAGCUCUGCAAGAGGCAUCGCACAGUGCUCCGCGUAAACAAUCCGCGAUGUUGCUAAAGUCAAGCUGCCAAGCAGGCGACGACCGCAUGAUCUUCCAACUCUGUAGAGGAGGUGUAGGACCUUGGCAAUUGCACUUCGUGAAGGCCUCUCCAUGGUCGAUCUUAGGUAUGACGCCGGGAGAGAAGGUGAGUGGAGCGGAUGGAAAGAAACGCGCAGAACUAGCAGCGUUUGAUGGGGUUUAUCGCAUGCUCUACACAGGACACGUGAAGAAAACUAUUGCUGUUACAACCACAACGUCCUCAACAGGUGAAGUUGCUGCUUCACCUGCAGCCCAGGGUCGCGAACAGGACGCCGUAUCUGGUGUUAGCACGAUUGCUGCUGUAAGCAGUACAACAAGUACGGGGAAUUUGUCUAGUGCUAGUGCUACUGCUGUCUCAACGAUUGACGUUCCCCAAGCCGAGAGCUUCCCAGUCACGUGUGAGCGUGGUAGCUUUGUCCUGCCAACAGGCGAGGUAGCGCGGUUGGAAGUCGCCAAUGCGCGUGUGCCGCAGAUGCACUUUCACUGUCCUUCAAGAUUUGCAAAGCGGCUCUUCACUGAAGAAGAACUAGCAAAGUUGCCAGACCCACGCAAAGUGAUUUUCCACUUAACCAAGGCUGCAAGAGCGUCAGCACACAUGCAGGAGUUCUACCAGUGGAUGCCACCUUCUAGUGGGAAAAAUGGAGGUAAUCAGGCCUCUCGGGAUACUCACAACACCAAUUUGCAAGAGGAAGAUGAUGACGAAGAGGAGGACUUUCUUGUUCCUAAGAAAAUCACUCUCGAAAAGAUCACGUUUCUAGACAAAAUCCCGGUUGAGAACCCUUUGCAUUCCUUGAUGUCGCCGAAAUUGGCCACGUAUUUGGCGAAAAAGGCCCCGCCAUCUUCCAAGACCGUCCACUUCGCUGAGUCAGUCGAGAUCCGCAACCUUUUGCCGCAACUAGGACCACGCGAACAGGAUUUUCCUUGCACCUUAGCCUUGCGCGUGCAUUUCGACAAGGAGAAUCACGAAGACCCAGAGGAAUCUCUACUACAAGUGGUUCCACCCGCA
Messenger RNA from Amoebophrya sp. A25, 3057 nucleotides. The record is from the annotation of a GenBank genome assembly. NCBI's taxonomy places the organism in Eukaryota, Dinophyceae, Syndiniales, Amoebophryaceae.